UUACGUAUGCGUCAAAAAUAGCACACUGUACUAAGGUCGUGAGUCUUCACUAACCAAAAAGAUGGAAGAUCCAGCWAAACCUCCUGCUUAUAACUACGGCGCAAUCCCUCAAGGGGAGCCUGGAUAUGCAGCUCCACCACCGUAUGCCYCUACUGACCCUUCAGCAAAAAACCAAGCAUAUGGACCACCACCACCGCCCACAUCUACGACGACGAUAAUCACCCAGCCAGGUCCUGUUUACCUUAAUGUGGUUUACCGAGAAAUCCCUGUUAGCAUGGUUUGCCCUCAUUGUCAAGCACACAUCGUAACAGCAACAAACUAUGAAGAUGGUACGCUUGUUUGGCUUGCUGCUGGUGGCUUGUGUCUCAUUGGAUGUUGGCUUGGUUGUUGUCUUAUUCCAUUCUGUGUUGAUGGAUGCAAAGAUGUUGUUCACUCAUGCCCAAACUGCCAUAUUCGACUUGGUGUUUUCAGAAGAAUCUAAUGUAAACUGUCUUGAUCCUCUUACAAUGUCAAACAAGCUUUUGCUAUACUCUUAGGUAUUAUCAUUGAACUUUAGUUUAUCAGACAGGAAAUUAAACCAGUAGCAUUUGUAGGGGUAUACAUAGUCAAUUAAAAAAACGUGGUUGUCAACUGUCUCAUGCUUGCGUGACUGGACCGAAAUGGAAAAUUUUGCUGUUAGUAGGGCAAAGCUUGUGAUCGGCUCAAAUAACAAAGAAAUGGUGAAGCAAAGUAAAUAAUAAUAAACUCUAUUUUCUUGUCAAAUCUUCUACUACAACAAAUUGUAACACCCCAAAUUAUAAGAUAGUACAAAGCUAACAAAGAAUAAGAUAGGUAUAAAGGAAACCAUUUGAAGUAAUUGUAGAAGGACCCCAAUUUUUUUAGUAGAUCAGCACAAGUGCUCUACUAAUUAGGGACAGUAACAAACACAGAAAAAAACACAUUUGACAUGUAGAACUGUAUGAGGGAAAAACAAUAGGGAUUUUGCUGAGCAAUAUUUGUGGACAAUAAAAAAUUAUGUCAGUAAAAUCCCUACUGUUCUUUGUUUUUAUUUUGUGCGAUCAUCCACAAGCCAUUGUUCUAACAUAGUACRAGUACAAACCCCCUAACUAGAAGCUAGAGGGAGGUGGGGGGCAUGCUAAAAUAUAUUUUUUGGUUUGGUCUCCCAGUUUGAAUCUCCCUUGUGAAGAUCUUGGAUCUACCCUGGUAUAGUUUGUAAUAGUAUAAUGUAAAUCUUUCAAUUUUUCACCAGAAAUAAAAUAAGAUUGCAUGUUCAACAAAAUCUAUUUUUAAGAACCCUUGUUUAAAGUAAUACAUAUAAUGAUACUAUAGUUAAUAAAGUGCUAUUAAUAAUA
Actinia tenebrosa (Australian red waratah sea anemone) is the source of this 1352-nucleotide messenger RNA. RefSeq names its product lipopolysaccharide-induced tumor necrosis factor-alpha factor homolog. Gene Ontology annotation, molecular function: zinc ion binding. The record is from RefSeq and is a predicted model, not a curated record. NCBI's taxonomy places the organism in Eukaryota, Metazoa, Cnidaria, Anthozoa, Actiniaria, Actiniidae.